AUGGAGGAUGCUGGAAACAAGGAGUUGAGCAGCACAGGAGAGCCAAGAGAAGUGGACUGCCUGAUGUCUAGUCAACCGAGCACAUCCUUUGCAAAGCCCCCUGCAAAGAAAAAAAGAGCAAACAAGACAGCAAAAGAGGACGAAUGUAAAUCAAACAAGAAAGCAGGAGAUGCUGAGACUCCAAAACCCACUCCUAGGAAAAUUGAAUUAGAGAACAUUCCUGACACACCGAGAGAGGCCAGGGUGAAGAUGCGUAGGAAAAAAUUGAAGACGGAGACGGAGGAGGGACAAGAGACUUGUCCUCAGGUGAUAGUGCCUCUUGAAGUGGUCCCUGUACCAGAGGAGCAGAUGCCCGCCCUUACUGAACCUCCUGUCCUCUAUGAAGAGGUCAGCACAACGGUUGUGACCACAACCGCCUCUGAGGCAGUGUUGGCGUCUUGGUCGAGGAUUGCAGCCAAUGCUAACAAGAACGAGGCCCUGCAGUCCAUUACAACACCCGAGACAAACGGGGAUCUAUGGUGUGUGGUCCAUGGGAGAAGCCUUCCAGCAGACUCAAGAGGUUGGGUUCGGCUUCAGUUCCACGCUGGACAAGCCUGGGUACCUGAGAAGAAGGGGAAAGUGAUUGCCCUCUUCCUGCUGCCAGCCUGCACCUUUCCACCCCCACACCUGGAGGAUAACAUGCUGUGCCCCAUGUGUGUUCACAAGAACAGGAUCCUCAAUAAGAGCCUCCAAGGAUAAAGGGAAUCUCAGGUGUGAGUGGCUGCUGUCAUUACCUACUCCUUGGAGUGAGAUACGAACUGCAGCCAAGACUGAGACUGAUGGGAAUUCACACCUGUGUCCUUGAA
Messenger RNA from Microtus oregoni (creeping vole), 845 nucleotides. RefSeq names its product developmental pluripotency-associated protein 4-like. Gene Ontology annotation, biological process: system development. Gene Ontology annotation, molecular function: chromatin binding. The coding region runs from base 1 to 738 and encodes 245 amino acids. Gene Ontology annotation, cellular component: nucleus. NCBI's taxonomy places the organism in Eukaryota, Metazoa, Chordata, Mammalia, Rodentia, Cricetidae. The transcript has 2 exons. The record is from RefSeq and is a predicted model, not a curated record.